AUGUCCAAGACGACGUCUUCCGCGCUGUCAAAUGCGUCCUUUGUCCUCGCGGCUCUCACAGCCGGCGGCGGCGCAAUUGGCUAUGCUAAGACGGGCUCUGUUCCCUCAAUUGCCGCCGGCGGUCUCGUUGGUCUCUUGUACGGUCUCGGCGGAUAUCGCAUUGCCAACGGUCAGCCUUAUGGUGUAGAGUUGAGUCUGCUCGCCUCGGUUGUUCUUGGAGCUUCAGCCUUCCCUCGGGCGAUCCGCUUGAGGAAACCUGUGCCCAUUUUCCUCAGCAUCCUGUCCGCCUACGGUCUCUUCACCUUUGGCACUGCCCUGCGCAAGGCUUAA
This is a messenger RNA of Trichoderma aggressivum f. europaeum, 330 nucleotides long. RefSeq lists its product as uncharacterized. Gene Ontology annotation, cellular component: membrane. Bases 1 to 330 code for a protein of 109 amino acids. Lineage: Eukaryota; Fungi; Ascomycota; Sordariomycetes; Hypocreales; Hypocreaceae. The record is from RefSeq and is a predicted model, not a curated record. The transcript has 3 exons.